AAAAUUUCAGUUGUUCUUUGGAAGUGCGCUCGAUAAGUCCAGUGCUGGAAAGAGUAGUCGCAGUUAAAAAACAAAAGAAAAAUCUCGACGUUUGUUGAGUAAACAGUGUCAAAAGUGUUUCAAAAAUAAUUCGAGCAAACAAAUUUAACAAAGUUUACGGUUCAUUAAAAAUAAAUAUAAGCAUUACUAAGGCUAAGUUAAUAUAAUAAUAAAUAUGCCGGUCGACAUUUGCAGUCAGCAGCAGCAUACAAAUAUGAUAAGCUCCCUAAGCGGAACAACAGAUACCUCUUUGUCGCUUAAGGCACUUUCCUUGACGUCUGCUCUACCGCCGACAGAUCCCGAUCAUCCACAUCACAACAUGAACAAAUUGUGUCGUCAAGUGUCAAUUGAAUCACCCGGACCGGGUGUUAAGAAUUGUGUUUUUAAUUUCUUUGUGCCCAUCGAGGAUACGCCAGCACAUGGCGCCCGCAUCAAGAUCGUCUGCGCCGGCGCCUGCUAUCGUCGCCGCGAUCGCGCCAACUCGAUAACCAGCGUAUCGUCUGUCUCGUCGGAGCUGAGCGAUUACUGUCCGUCGGUGACGUCGAUGUCAUCGCCGGCUCAUCAGGGCAUACGUGAGGGCUCAUUCUUUCCGGGCUUUGAGGUGGCGGGAGUGAUUGAGUCGCUCGGCUCCGAGAUCACAGAGGCCAAUAACUGUGGCCUGCGCAUUGGACAGCGUGUUAUUGUCUAUCCAUUCGAUGAGACUCCUGCCGGCUAUGCAGAACUCCUGGUGGUGCCCGAUCUGAAGUACAUUGUCCCGAUACCGGAUAAUUUGCCCAUGGAGGAGGCAGCGAUGCUGCCGACAGGUGCAUUGCUGGCCAUGCACGCUGUAUUCAAAGCACAAGCCGUUGUCACGGAAAUCCUGAAUCAACGUGCCGAAACGGAUCCCAAUAAGAAGUGCAAGAUCUUGAUUGUUGGCACUGGUGGUUUGGCCCUGUGGGCAGUACGCAUUGCAACCUAUCAUUUCGCAUCAACUGGUGCACACAACGUGGACAUCACAGUAGCCAGUCUGAGGGACGAGGGUUUCCGUCUAGCUACAGAGAUCAAGAAUGUCAGCGUGGUGCAAUGGAACGAGUGUCUGUACGAGCCACAGCUGAUUGAGCGCACCAAGGAUGUGUGCGGCGGUCCUGUGGACGUGGUCAUUGAUUUUGGCACAACUUCCAGAAGUCUGCAUCGCUCCAUGCACUGCCUGUCCAAGGGCGGUGUUGUGCUCAUCAGCGAGGAGGUGGCCGAAAAGCUGUUACCAAAGUUCUCUAGAUUAUCGAAUGAGUAUCAGCAGGAGAUAAUACCAAUAUCGAAUGGCACCGUGGAGCAGCUUGCUGAGCUGGUGGAGCUUGUGGCUAGCAGAAAGAUCGAGCCGCCACCAUAUUCCGUAUUCCCAUGCGAGCAGGCCGCCGAGGUUAUACAGAAACUGAUCAAUUCCGAAAUACCCGGACGCGCCAUUCUACGCUUCCACGAUAUUGAAUAGAUCCUUAAAGUCUAUCAAAGCAUUAACUCAUCUUAACUUCAAUGAAUAUCUCUGUUAGUUUUACUCACAAACACACACAACCACUCACCCACUCACACACAGACGCAAAACAUUUGCCGUAAAUUAGCGCAGCAAAACACACCUUUACAAUAUGUGCUUAAUAUUCGUAGCAAGUAUUCAGUUUUUGUAAUAGUUAUUUGGAUUAGUUUUCAAUUGUUUCGAAAACAACCAGUGAUUUUUCAUUAAUUUUUUUAUACAUUUUUAUUUAUUAAGCAUUGUUUAGUAUUAUAUUUUGUAUGUAUAUAUGGAUUGUGAUUGAUUUUAAUUUAAGCAACAACAAUUAACGACUUGAUUUGCAUUCAAAUUUUGUAGUUGACGUCGUUUUAUGCUUCAAUGUUUUAUUUAAUUGGACGUUACAAAUCACAUGCCAUUUAAAUAGAAGCGAAGUAACAAAAAGAGUUCAGAAUAAAUGUUAUAUAAAAUAUUAAAAAAAACACAAAAAAAAAAAGUGAAAAUUGUUAUGCAUGCAAUGCAAAAAUGUUUGAUUCGAUUUGCUUAAUAUUUGUACUCAUUACGUACCCAAGAAAAAAUUGACAUUAUAUUCAACUACCAUUAACCAAAAAUAAAAGCGUACGCAUACCAAUAUACCAAUCUA
Drosophila mojavensis is the source of this 2159-nucleotide messenger RNA. It is a transcript of the gene Drat, whose product is annotated as quinone oxidoreductase. The transcript has 3 exons. The record is from RefSeq and is a predicted model, not a curated record. The coding region runs from base 215 to 1504 and encodes 429 amino acids. Gene Ontology annotation, biological process: alcohol metabolic process. Lineage: Eukaryota; Metazoa; Arthropoda; Insecta; Diptera; Drosophilidae. Gene Ontology annotation, molecular function: alcohol dehydrogenase (NADP+) activity.